Molecule: messenger RNA, 2052 nt
Organism: Magallana angulata
Lineage: Eukaryota; Metazoa; Mollusca; Bivalvia; Ostreida; Ostreidae
Exons: 13
Coding region: 104-1825 (573 amino acids)
Molecular function (GO): calcium ion binding
Source: RefSeq, a predicted model, not a curated record
ACGUAUUCCGAAAUGAAGUUUUCUGUUUUAUUUAAAUCACAACCCAACCGAUUGAUUUACAAAGACAAAAACGGAAUUCAAAGUGUUCCCUAAAAAUGAAGCAAUGACUUCAAUUCAACUGCAGAUCAAAUUGUUCUUAAUAUGUUUCGUGAAUUUAAUGGAUGCCAAUUAUUUGGGAGGGACAGUAAGCUGGAUGCACUUUAGAUCUUUGGGAGGCGUAAGAUUUACAUACCGUCUUACCUGGGUGAAGGGAACUGGGCCGUGUGGACAGGGGUGCUCACAGAAUAACCUUUAUACACAAGGGAAUUUACCGUCAUACUUGGUUGGACUCAGCUGGGUUUGCAUAAGCGGUUGUGCAAAUGGAUCUGUAAUCUUGCAUGACGUAAAUUAUAUUGUGACGUCAGUCAGCACUAAUUCUUCCGGUUGGGAGCAGGGAGAAGGAUUCUUUUUCUACAACUUUGUCGGUUCUGGGCCCUUCACAGUUACGUUGGAAGGUGUACCAUGGCAAGGGACACCUGGUACAAGUCGGCUAGUGACAGUGGUAGAUUUGGGGAUUCGUAACGAUACAGCCACCAACCAAACCAAAGCAUUACCGAAUGCAAGUCCCAUCGCCGCUCUUCAACCGUAUGUAGGUGUUCAGUAUUCAUGUACGACGAAAGUUUUCAUUCCGGUAUCCGAUCCCGAUGCUGAUACAAUCAAAUGUCGCCUUGCAAAGGCAACAGAAUGUGGAGAUGUUUGCACAAACCUGCCAUCUUUAGGAUUCACUUUGGACGAAGUUGAAUGUACUGUGGUGGUUUCUGCUACUAGACUGCAUGGUUACAGACCUGACAAGGACUAUCAGAUUACCCUAAUGGUCGAAGACUUUCCAGAUUACACCAUUAAGGUUGGAUCAGAAGUCAGAUCCAUUCAUAAACCUAUCAGCAAAAUUCCACUACAGCUUACGGUGAGGGUGAUCUACGAUCCGAGGCCGUGUGGUUACAAUCAGCUUUUGGAGAAGUUUGUCGAACCCACUAGAGAAGAUAAGGUCAGAAUUUCGUAUGGAGGGCCUGCAUUUGGACUGUAUCAAAAUGGUGUUUAUCUUCAUACUGCGGAUAUAACAAAUACAGAGUUCAUGGUCAGUGUUCCCGCCAGGAUGGAGUACGAUUUGCUCAAUGACGAUUAUUUGCAACGCUCUGACGUCACAAGAUUAUAUUUCAAUAUGACACCCUGGUUCAACCAAUCGGGAGAUACUAUGUCCUGUGUCUGGGGAAGACAACAUAAUGGAUUGACAACCACAGACAAACGCUGUGUGACUUCUAUAAUGUACGAUUUAAACAAUUGCCGAGGACAUAACCCCUGCUUUCAUGGAGGGAUUUGCUUUAAUCUGUACGGCCGCUGGACAUGCAAAUGUCCUCACGGAUUUAAACCAAGAGACUGCUUGCAACGUGUGACGUGUGCCGACUUCCCAUGCAAAAACAAUGGGCGUUGUAAAGACACGGGGCAAGAAUACAUCUGUCAGUGUGACAUUGAAUAUAAAGGUCUUGACUGUGAAGAAAAAUACAAUAUUUUUGAAUCAUUGGACGGAAAGAUUAUAGAAGUUAAUUUUACCCACCGGAUGCUGUGGCCAUUCGUUAUUUGUGUGUUUGUUGGAAUUGUUAUGUUGGGACUUGUCUCAUUCUGUUGCUGUUGCUGUAUGUCUGGAAAAUCUAUCAAUCAAUCAAACGGCGUAGAAGGACAGUUAACCAAUGGGGAGCCUUCACCCGAUCACAUGGGUACUACGUGGACAAAGAGACUACGCCCACCGCCAUUGAGACGGAGCAGAAGCAUUAUGUCCUUGGACAAAUGACUAUUCAUUAAAAUUGCCAAUUUAUAAAGUCCAGUGUAAAAAGUUGUAACCCCCCCCCCCAAAUAUAUAAUAAUAAUAAUAAUAAUAAUAAUGAUCAAUUAAAAACUAAAAAAAACCCCAAUGAAAAUAGAUACACAACAAUAUUAAAUUCAACAUUCACUAAUAUCUAUAAAUACAGGUAACUUUUGCAUUUGCACCUGAUGGAUUGAAUAAAAUUGAAAUGAAAA